Messenger RNA from Platichthys flesus (European flounder), 3009 nucleotides. RefSeq names its product cytochrome P450 1B1-like. Gene Ontology annotation, molecular function: iron ion binding; steroid 17-alpha-monooxygenase activity; heme binding. Gene Ontology annotation, biological process: progesterone metabolic process; hormone biosynthetic process. The coding region runs from base 235 to 1812 and encodes 525 amino acids. Lineage: Eukaryota; Metazoa; Chordata; Actinopteri; Pleuronectiformes; Pleuronectidae. The record is from RefSeq and is a predicted model, not a curated record. The transcript has a single exon.
ACUCACUAAAGAAAACAAAACUUCUCCGUGAGGCACUUCAUUUAUCAGACAGUUUAUUUAGUUUUUGUUGUUGUUAAGACCUCACCUGCAUUUGACUUGCACUCCUGAAAUAUCUUUUCCUCAGCUUAUAUGGAUGUUCAAGAACUGUAUUCGUUUUUUUCCUUAGCAUACAACCACUGAGCAGACUUUAUAGAGAAGUUUUUUUUUUUUGGAGGAACAAGUGUGGGUGUCAGAAUGGCUCUGGACUCUGAGUUCGGUGUGAAGGGCAGCAGCAUUAUCAAGGAAUGGAGUGGACAGGUCCAGCCGGCUCUGGUGGCCUCCUUCGUUUUUCUCUUCUGUCUGGAAGCCUGUCUGUGGGUCAGGAACCUCCGGCUCAAGAGACGACUGCCGGGACCCUUCGCCUGGCCCGUGGUGGGCAACGCCAUGCAGCUGGGCCAGAUGCCGCACAUCACCUUCGCCAGGCUGGCCAAAAAGUACGGCAACGUGUACCAGAUACGACUCGGCUGCAGUGACGUCGUGGUUCUCAAUGGAGACAGGGCGAUCCGUCAGGCUCUGAUAGAGCACAGCACAGAGUUCGCAGGCAGACCCAACUUUGUCUCUUUCCAGAUGAUCUCUGGAGGCAGGAGUGUAACAUUCACUACUUACAGCAAACAGUGGAAAGCACACAGGAAAAUUGCCCAGACGAGCCUCAGAGCCUUUUCCUCUGCAAAUAGUCAGACCAAGAAAGCUUUUGAACAGCAUAUUACAUUCGAGGCCAUGGAGCUGGUGCAGGUAUUUCUGCGGCACAGCACUGACGCACAGUAUUUUGACCCUGCUCAUGAAUUUACAGUAUCUGCUGCCAAUGUCAUGUGCGCGCUCUGCUUUGGGAAGCGAUACGGACAUGAUGACUUAGAGUUCAGGACCCUGUUGAAAAACCUUAACAAGUUCGGAGAGACAGUCGGGGCAGGAAGCCUGGUAGAUGUGAUGCCAUGGCUCCAGUCCUUCCCUAACCCGGUCCGCAGCAUCUAUGAAAACUUCAAAUACCUCAAUGAGGAGUUUUUCGCCUUUGUGAAAGAUAAAGUGGCGCAGCACAGAGAGUCCUUCAGCCCUGAUUCGACCCGGGACAUCAGUGAUGCCAUCAUCAACAUGAUCGAGCAUGGAAAAGACAGUGGACUGUCUAAAGAGUUUGUCGAAGCGACAGUAGCAGAUAUCAUUGGAGCAGGUCAAGACACAAUGUCAACAAUCAUGCAGUGGAUCGUGCUGCUCCUCGUCAAAUACCCAGAUAUGCAAACCAAGCUCCACAAGCUCAUAGACAAAGCGGUGGGCCCAGACAGACUGCCAACAAUUGAGGACAGGAGCAGCCUGGCAUACCUGGACGCCUUCAUCUAUGAGACCAUGCGCUUCACCAGCUUCGUCCCCGUCACCAUCCCACACUCCACAACCGCAGACGUCACUAUUGAAGGUCUCCACAUCCCGAAAGACACGGUUGUAUUCAUCAAUCAGUGGUCCGUCAACCACGACCCCCUGAAGUGGAAGGACCCGCACAUCUUUGACCCCAUACGUUUCCUUGAUGAAAACGGGGCCCUCGAUAAAGACAUCACAAAUGGUGUGAUGAUCUUUUCAACGGGUAAGAGACGCUGCAUCGGCAACCAGAUCGCAAAGGUGGAGGUGUUUUUAUUAACAGCAGUGCUGCUGCACCAGUGCAGCCUUGAGAGCGACCCCUCUCAACCCCUCUCUCUUGACUGCUCCUACGGGCUCACGCUGAAGCCCCUCCGAUUCUGUGUCAGCGCCAAGCUCAGGGGGAAGCUGCUCGGCUUGGUUUCCCCAGCAUGAUCAGCGUGUCCCUGUAUUGUGACUCAAGGCCAGCAAACACUUUUACACCAAUGACUUUUACAGUAACAGUGAGUAUCAGUAUACCUGCACUAAAUCCUGUUGUAAGAUUCACAUAUUUAAUAAUAUUUAAUGGGUAUUUUAACACGGUGUGCUUUUGUUUUGUUGUUGGUGCUGGACUGAGGGUAGGAUUUCAAAGAUGUGUCUUUAGCUGCAGGUUUGAAAGCUUGUGGAAAUUUGGAAUCAGUGCAAAUAUUACACCUCUGCUCCACACAAAUAUUCUAUACUUGAUGAGAUCUUGUGCAUAAUUGUUUCAUUCUGAAUUGUGUACUUGUUUUACAUCCACUAAUGUAUAUGUAAAUGCACGGUGUGUGCUGGAAUUAGCUAUAUUUCCUAUAAAUGUCAGUUUAAACUAAUAUAACUACAUGAAAAUGCUUGUGAAUGUUACCAAGUCACCUGAAGACUUACUGUUUGUCCUAUAUUGUAAUAUGUAAGAAGAUAUUUAACCUAUGCCAUGUAACUCAGUUACAACAUGUUUUUUAUAAUUUCGUAUUUCAGGUAUGAUAAUAAAUGUAAUGAAAUGUAUUGUAUUUCACUAUCUACUGUACUCAAAGCAUAGGAAAACAUUAAACUAAGAGUGAUCAAAGUGGCGUUGAAGGGCGGGGGGGUGGAAUUUUUGUGAAAGAGGAAGACAUUCAUUAGUAAGGAAGCAAGCAACCACACUGUCGUGAGGAUGAAGAGCAGACCCUGCCAUGGACUGCAGACACUUCACACACUUGUCAUGUAUGUAUUCAGGGUUUCAGCUUUACUGUACAAGCACUGCAGCUCUCCCCCCCGUGCCAAACCCAAGUCUCACCCGUUCAAACGAAACACAUGUGCAGCAGCAGCAAAACAUUUUUUUUUUUUAAAUCACUCACGAGGCAUUCUCAAAAACAUGUUUGUUUACAGAGGAACUAUUUCAAAGAAACACGGACGUCGCCGCACCCUCUUUAAGCUUCUGCAUUCAGGAACUAUGGUGUUAUAAUGAAUGAGGCGGAGUGUUCCUUCUGUCCGUGUCAAAGCAAGAAGUCGAACUCAGUGGGGCCUCGAAUGUUAAAGCGUUCAUCACAGAGGAUGUUUUGUUAUCAAUGUGUCGGCUUCAUAUGAUGGGGAAAAUAAGCUAUAUCUGAAUAAAUGAAUAAAGUGAAAUGUCAACAAUCA